GUGCACCUGUGUUCCAAAGUCCGUUGGAGACAGACUGGUUUCCAAAUUGCAAGCUUUACCAGACGGCUGAUAUAAAGCACUCCUGGACAAUGUGUUGUUUUUAUUCGUGCAUUAUUCAAAGUCCUUCAGAUGCGACCUGGGAGCUGGAGAAUAGGCUGGGAGCAGCUUUUAGCACAUGCGAAGUCGCAUGUUGAGGAUCGCCAGGAAGCGAGCUCGAUGUUCUCUGAUCUGUAUCUGCUGCGUGGGGGCUGCUGCCUCUCCAGCUCACCGCCCCCCCCCCCGCCCUGCGGCUUGACAGCAGAAUGAGAAGCGCAGACCAAAGAGGGGAGGGAGGGGGGAAAGGCUGGCAUGGAGAGAGAGGGAGACCGAGACCUUUGCAGGAGGGAGGGAGGCGGCCCCAUCCCGGCCUCCCUCCACAUCUGGGCCACUCACGGCCUCCCUCCGCGGCGCGCCUCCUCCAAUGGGCGGCGCUGGUGCGAGGCCGCUCUCACUUUCUGCACAGGAAAAGCUCCCGGCGCAGCCAAUGGGCGCGCAGCUGCUGGCAUCUGGGGCGCCGCGCGGGCGGGAGAGCAAGCGAGCGGCGCAGCAGCGGAGCUGCCUGGAUCGCGGCUGCAGCAGGAGCAGCAGCGGGCGGGAGGAGCCGCCUCCGCCUCCGACACCGCCAGCGCACAAUGGAUGUAGCUGCCCCACUGGGAUGAAGCUGGCCAGCGCACCAUGCCAACAUGCGUCUCCAGCAGGCCUGCCACUGCCAAGAGGCUUGUUUCCCACAAUGAGCUUGGCAAGCAGCAGGAGGCUGCUGGCUUUCCGCACUGCUUGCAAGCCCUGAAGUCGACCCAGUUGGGCGAGAUGGAUUCCUUUGUGGUGGUGACGGAGUAUGACCCUGCUUCCAGGCCUUUGCAGGACAGGCGGGACGAGCAGGAGGAUGAGGAGCCCAUGGAGCCCUGUGAGGAGCAGCUGGUGGCGCAAGACCCCAGAGGAUUCGAAGAGGAGGCUUUUCCCGGAGGUGCUCUGGGGGGGCCCUUGCGAGAGACAAGGGAGCCUCGAAUCAAACUGAACCUUUCAAGUCGCAAACUCUCUCUCCAGGAAAGGUCACAGUCCGUCCAGUCUCCUGGUAAUGGCGAGGGCGUUAAUGGACGCUACAUUUAUCCUUCUCUUCCUUAUUCCCCGGUCACAUCUCCACACUCCUCGCCUCGUCUGCCCCGGAGGCCAACGAUAGAAUCCCACCGAGUUUCUAUCACAGGAUUGCAAGACUGUGUGCAGCUAAAUCAAUAUACGCUGAAAGAUGAAAUUGGAAAGGGCUCCUAUGGGGUUGUGAAGCUGGCAUACAAUGAAAAUGACAACACCUACUAUGCAAUGAAAGUGCUUUCCAAGAAGAAGCUGAUGAGGCAGGCGGGAUUUCCACGCCGCCCUCCUCCUCGUGGUGCCAAGCCCCCUCUAGAAGGCUUCUGCCAACCCAAAGGACCCAUUGAGCAGGUCUACCAAGAAAUCGCCAUCUUGAAAAAACUCGACCACCCAAACGUAGUGAAGUUAGUGGAGGUGCUAGAUGACCCCAGUGAAGACCACCUGUACAUGGUGUUUGAACUUGUGAAGAAAGGGCCUGUGAUGGAAGUCCCAAACCUGAAACCUCUGACUGAAGACCAGGCACGCUUCUAUUUCCAAGACCUGAUCAAAGGCAUUGAAUAUCUGCACUACCAAAAGAUAAUCCACCGGGAUAUUAAGCCUUCCAAUCUUUUAGUUGGGGAAGAUGGUCACAUCAAAAUAGCCGAUUUUGGCGUGAGCAAUGAAUUCAAAGGGACGGAUGCCCUGUUAACCAACACCGUGGGGACCCCAGCGUUCAUGGCACCUGAGACCCUCUCAGAGACCAGGAAAAUAUUUUCUGGAAAGGCUUUAGAUGUUUGGGCUAUGGGGAUCACUCUCUACUGCUUCGUCUUUGGGCAGUGCCCUUUUAUGGAUGAGAGGAUUUUGAGUUUGCACAGCAAAAUCAAGAGCCAGAUGCUGGAAUUUCCUGACCAGCCAGACAUUUCUGAUGAACUGAAAGAUCUGAUCAUGCAGAUGCUGGACAAGAAUCCCGAAUCCAGGAUCACAGUCCCAGAAAUUAAGAGCCUGUUCCCGUUGACAACCCUGCCGCUAUACUAUGGACCAGUUCCAGUUGUCAAAUGCGCUUCAGAGGCCCUGACAGCCUAUUACAAGAAAUUCAGUCUAGAAGCUACCAUGGUGCACCCCUGGGUCACCAAGAAUGGGGUGGAGCCAUUACCGACAGAGGACGAGAACUGCACACUCAUCGAAGUGACCGAAGAAGAGGUUGAGAAUUCGGUUAAGCACAUCCCAAGCUUGGCCACUGUGAUCCUGGUAAAAUCAAUGAUCAGGAAAAGAUCUUUUGGGAACCCGUUUGAGGGAAGUAGAAGAGAAGAGCGAUCCCUUUCUGCGCCAGGGAAUCUGUUGACGAAGCAAAGCAGCGAAGACAACCUUAGGGGCAUCAGUGACCUGCCAAAUGUGGGUGAGAACGAACUGCUUUCCUGAAAACUGCCAUUCUGUUGGAGUGCGCCCUCUGGUCCCACCCCCGACUCCGUUACAAAGCAUGUGUCCAUGGAGGGAGAAACCCGUGGAGCCCAGGGCGAUCCAACCAGCAUUCUGUGAGGCUGGGAACCAUAUAGAUGCUGAAUGUAGAGCUUUUUGUGGCAGCAUGCUUUACAAAACAGAAUCCGUCCAGCCUCCGUAAAUAAGGACCAUCACAACAGGAUCAGGUCUGAUUACCAAAAUACGAGGACCUCAAACUGGCCUGCUGCUGGACUUCAUCUGAAUAGAGCGAUGUGAGAGCUCAUCAUACAGAUUUUGCGAAAAUCAACCAAACCACAUUUAGGGUGGGGAGAAACUCCCAGGUCAAAUAUUUCAUGAAGAAAAUGGUCCGUAUUUUAAAAGCGUCUUGAAAAUGGGCAGCUAAGUGUGAUGCUUUUGAUCAAGCGGAGAUUGUGUUUGCAUCCUUCCAGUAACAUACAUCUUUCUCUUUUUUUUGUUUGGUGUUUACUAUACAUACAUUUUUUUGUAUUGAUAUUUUUUACUGCAUGGAAACCAAACAGAAAUGCCACAUCAGGUUUUUUUGCUUUUGUGAUUAGAGAUUAUUCACAGCUACAUUUGAGAGUGGUUUGCCUUGAUUUCAUUUGACCAUCCUCAAGACCAUAGCAGUGGUGUAGUUUGUGGGAAUUUGAGUGCUCCAGACAUACAAGGCGGGGAGAGCCCUUUCUUUUCUUUUUGAAGGGCUGUAUGUGCCAGAAGAACCCAUAGAGAGCUUGACUUCAGUACAAUCGUGCUCAAGCACAAAUUUGAGUGAAAACGAUAUUGUAUCUAGCUGAUGAAGUGAUAACAAGAAUUUCCUGCUAGCAGUUUUACUUGAUCUCUGUUAUCUAUAUGCGCAUGUACAAAAAAUAAUAUUAAUCAGGAUUUUUAAAACAAUAAUUAUAAUCCAACACUUCCUGUUAUGUAACAUGGUUUAAUACAUUUUAACAGAAUAACA
This is a messenger RNA of Zootoca vivipara (common lizard), 3511 nucleotides long. NCBI's taxonomy places the organism in Eukaryota, Metazoa, Chordata, Lepidosauria, Squamata, Lacertidae. The record is from RefSeq and is a predicted model, not a curated record.